Messenger RNA from Torulaspora globosa, 4383 nucleotides. RefSeq names its product DNA-directed RNA polymerase III core subunit RPO31 (gene RPO31). Gene Ontology annotation, biological process: DNA-templated transcription. The transcript has a single exon. Gene Ontology annotation, molecular function: DNA-directed RNA polymerase activity; DNA binding. NCBI's taxonomy places the organism in Eukaryota, Fungi, Ascomycota, Saccharomycetes, Saccharomycetales, Saccharomycetaceae. The record is from RefSeq and is a predicted model, not a curated record. Bases 1 to 4383 code for a protein of 1460 amino acids.
AUGAAAGAAGUUGUUUCUGGUACGACUCCAAAGAAGAUCAGUGGGCUGGAGUUUAGCGCACUCAGCGCGGCCGAUAUUGUGGCUCAAUCAGAGGUCGAGAUCUCCACCCGUGAUCUGUUCGACCUUGAGAAUGGCCGUGCUGCCAAGGCCGGAGGUGCCUUGGACCCUAAGAUGGGUGUCUCAUCAUCCAGUUUGGAGUGUAGCACCUGUCAUGGAAAUCUGGCGUCUUGUCACGGUCAUUUUGGACAUAUAAAGCUUGCGUUGCCAGUUUUUCACGUGGGUUACUUCAAAGCAACCAUUCAAAUUCUGCAGGGGAUCUGUAAGAAUUGCUCGGCUAUUUUACUGAAUGAUACUGAUAGAAGGCAUUUCCUUUCGGAGCUACGUCGCCCCGGCGUUGACAACCUCAGACGUAUGGGCAUAUUGAAGAAAGUGUUGGAUCAAUGUAAAAAACAGAGAAGAUGUCUGCAAUGUGGUGCGCUAAACGGUGUGGUGAAAAAGGCUGCAGCUGGGUCAGGUUCGGCAUCACUCAAGAUUAUCCAUGACACAUUCCGUUGGGCGGGCAAGAAAUCCGCACCAGAGAAGGAUAAGUGGGUUGGUGACUGGGAUGAAGUUUUGUCGCACAAUCCAGAGCUUGAGCGUUACGUGAAGCGCUGCAUGGAUGAUCUAAACCCGUUGAAAACUUUAAAUCUUUUCAAACAGCUAAGGCCGGACGAUUGCGAACUGCUCGGAAUUGAUUCGUCCGUUAAAUCGGGCAGACCGGAAACAUACAUCUGGCGGUACUUACCGGCACCGCCUGUUUGUAUCAGACCCUCUGUUAUGAUGCAAGAUUCUCCUGCCUCCAAUGAGGACGAUCUAACUGUGAAACUCACAGAAAUUGUUUGGACCUCUUCACUCAUUAAAAGUGGACUGGAGAAAGGUAUCUCAAUCAAUAACAUGAUGGAGCAUUGGGAUUAUCUUCAGCUUUCGGUGGCCAUGUACAUUAAUUCCGAUUCUGUCAAUCCAGCUAUGAUGCCUGGAGCUUCUAGUGGAGGUGGUAAAGUGAAGCCGAUAAGGGGCUUCUGCCAACGUUUAAAAGGUAAACAAGGUAGAUUUAGAGGUAAUUUAUCUGGUAAGCGUGUGGAUUUUUCAGGAAGAACUGUCAUUUCACCAGAUCCUAACCUGUCCAUUGAUGAAGUCGCUGUUCCCGAUCGUGUGGCGAAAGUACUGACGUAUCCUGAGAAGGUGACGCGUUACAAUAGGCAAAAACUGCGGCAAUUGAUCAUUAAUGGACCGAACGUCCACCCGGGUGCAAAUUAUCUUUUGAAGAGCGAUGAAGACGCCAGAAGAAACUUACGGUACGGUGAUCGUGUGAAGUUGGCCAAGAAUUUGAGAGUUGGAGAUGUGGUAGAAAGGCAUCUUGAAGAUGGCGAUGUUGUGCUGUUCAACCGUCAACCGUCAUUACACAGAUUAUCUAUCUUAUCCCAUUAUGCGAAGAUCCGCCCGUGGAGAACUUUCAGAUUAAAUGAAUGUGUCUGUACACCAUACAAUGCCGAUUUUGAUGGUGACGAAAUGAAUUUACAUGUCCCUCAGACUGAAGAGGCAAGGGCUGAGGCAAUAAACCUGAUGGGAGUCAAAAACAACCUCUUGACUCCAAAAUCUGGUGAGCCCAUUAUCGCUGCAACACAAGAUUUCAUAACAGGUUCAUAUCUAAUCUCGCAUAAGGAUUCGUUCUUCGAUAGGGCAACCUUGACACAGUUACUUUCCAUGAUGUCUGACGCUAAUACUCAAUUUGAUAUUCCACCUCCUGCAAUCAUGAAGCCAUAUUACCUGUGGACUGGUAAACAAGUUUUCUCUUUGUUGAUCAGACCAAACAAAUUGUCAUCGGUGGUUAUCAACCUAGACGCAAAGAAUAAAGUUUUCAUUCCACCAAAAAACAAAUCUUAUCCAAGUGAAAUGUCUCAGAAUGAUGGUUAUGUGAUUAUCAGGGGGUCAGAAAUUCUCAGCGGAGUCAUGGAUAAAUCUGUCCUUGGUGAUGGUAAGAAGCAUUCGGUAUUUUAUACUAUUUUGAGAGAUUACGGGCCUCAAGAAGCAGCCCAUGCAAUGAAUAGAAUGGCUAAACUCUGUGCCAGGUAUCUUGGUAAUAGAGGGUUUUCGAUUGGUAUCAGCGAUGUGACGCCAGCAGAUGAUCUGAAAAGAAAAAAGGAAGAUAUGGUUGAAUACGCGUACGCAAAAUGUGAUGAAUUGAUUGAUUCUUACAACAAGGGUAAGCUAGAAACACAACCGGGCUGUAAUGAGGAACAAACGUUAGAGGCAAAAAUUGGUGGUCUACUUUCGAAGGUUAGAGAAGAAGUUGGUGAUGUGUGCAUUCGAGAGCUUGAUAAUCUGAACGCUCCCUUGAUCAUGGCAACGUGUGGUUCCAAGGGUUCCACUUUGAAUGUUUCCCAAAUGGUGGCGGUCGUUGGUCAGCAAAUUAUAUCUGGUAAUCGUGUUCCCGAUGGUUUCCAAGAUCGUUCUUUACCUCAUUUCCCAAAGAACUCAAAAACGCCUCAAUCGAAGGGUUUCGUUAGAAAUUCUUUCUUCUCAGGAUUAACACCCCCAGAGUUUCUUUUCCACGCUAUUUCUGGUCGUGAAGGGUUGGUUGAUACUGCCGUGAAAACAGCAGAGACUGGUUAUAUGUCCCGUAGAUUGAUGAAAUCUUUAGAGGAUCUGUCUUGUCAAUAUGAUAACACAGUCAGAACAUCCUCCAACGGUAUUGUUCAGUUCACAUAUGGUGGCGACGGUCUGGACCCCAUGGAGAUGGAAGGUAAUGCACAACCUGUCAAUUUUGUUAGAUCAUGGAAUCAUGCCUUUAAUAUCACCUUUAACAACACUGACAAAGGCUUGCUUCCUUAUCAAAUCAUGUCGGAAACAGAUAAAAUAUUAGGUCCUUUGCAGGAUAGGCUCAUUCGGUAUGAUAAUGUCGGUAAAGUUGUCCCCAAAGAAGAAAAUGCAUUGGUUGAGUACAUUGAUCAGAAUGAUGCCGAAAGGAACUUCUAUCUGUCUUUAAGGAAAUUCAUGCUCAGCAAAGCAGAGCUGUUAGCUUCCGUAAGAAAACAAAGAGGAAUGAAAGAAUUACUGGAUGAACCUGGUGAAGAAUUCAAGAGUAUGGAUUUGGACGAGCACGUUCCUGAAUCUACCAGAUAUUCCGUCGAUCAAUUGUGCCGCAUCACUGGCAGAGCCGUUAGCGAGUUUUUGAAAAUCGCCAUUCUAAAGUACCGUAGGGCUAAGGUGGAGCCUGGUACUGCUGUGGGUGCAAUUGGUGCACAGUCAAUUGGUGAGCCUGGUACUCAAAUGACUUUGAAGACUUUCCACUUCGCUGGUGUUGCUUCUAUGAACGUCACGCUGGGGGUUCCUCGUAUUAAGGAAAUUAUCAACGCAUCUAAAGUCAUAUCCACUCCGAUUAUUAAUGCUGUUCUUGUGAAUGACAAUGACGAGAGAGCUGCGAGAGUGGUUAAAGGUAGGAUCGAAAAAACUUUACUUUCUGAUGUCGCAUUUUACAUUCAAGAUGUUUACCAUGACAACCUUUCGUUCAUACAGGUCAGAGUAGACUUGAGCACAAUUGACAAGCUUCAACUUGAGUUAACGAUCGAAGAUAUUGCCGUCGCAAUCACACGGGCUCCGAAGCUGAAAAUUCAGGCGUCAGACGUGAGUAUUCUGGGGAAGGACAAAAUUGCAAUCAACGUCUUUCCCGAGGGUUAUAAGGCGAAAUCGAUUUCGACUUCGGCAAAAGAACCUAGUGAAAAUGAUGUCUUCUUCAGAAUGCAACAUUUGCGUCGUGCCCUUCCAGAUAUUGUGGUGAAAGGCUUGCCAGAUAUUUCAAGAGCCGUUAUCAAUGUACGGGAUGACUCAAAGCGUGAAUUGUUGGUUGAGGGUUAUGGUCUGAGAGAUGUUAUGGCUACAGAUGGUGUCGUAGGACAUAAAACAGUUACAAACCACGUUUUGGAAGUCAUGAGCGUUCUAGGUAUCGAAGCCGCCAGAGCAAGUAUCAUCGGAGAAAUUGAUUAUACAAUGAGUAAUCACGGUAUGAGCGUCGAUCCUCGUCAUAUUCAACUUUUGGGAGAUGUGAUGACUUAUAAGGGUGAGGUUUUGGGUAUCACUAGAUUCGGUUUAAGCAAGAUGCGAGACUCCGUCCUUCAGCUGGCAUCUUUCGAAAAGACAACGGAUCACUUAUUCGACGCAGCGUUUUAUAUGAAAAAAGACGCCGUGGAGGGUGUCUCGGAAUGUAUCAUCCUUGGUCAAACAAUGUCGAUUGGUACUGGCGCUUUCAAGGUUAUAAAAGCCACUGAAAUAGAUGAUGGCGACUUGAAACCAAAACCAACGCUAUUCGAGAAUUUGGUGCAAGCAGUGAGCGUCAAGGCUAAUUGA